Ctenocephalides felis (cat flea) is the source of this 284-nucleotide messenger RNA. Its product is annotated as DPH3 homolog. Gene Ontology annotation, molecular function: metal ion binding. Gene Ontology annotation, biological process: protein histidyl modification to diphthamide. NCBI's taxonomy places the organism in Eukaryota, Metazoa, Arthropoda, Insecta, Siphonaptera, Pulicidae. The coding region runs from base 66 to 269 and encodes 67 amino acids. The record is from RefSeq and is a predicted model, not a curated record. The transcript is spliced from 3 exons.
AUUAAAUUAACCUCACUUUAUACAAAUGUGCUCAUGUGAAUCUGGAAUAAAUAAAUUAAUAAAAUAUGCCUGUAUAUCACGAUGAAAUAGAAAUUGAAGAUUUCGAAUUCGACGAAGAAGACAAUACUUACUAUUACCCAUGUCCUUGUGGAGAUAGUUUUCAAGUUACUAAGGAAGAAUUACAAUCAGGUGUGGAAAUCGCCACUUGCCCCAGCUGUUCCUUGGUUAUCAAAAUAAUCUACGACAUUGACAACUUCAAAAAGAAUUAGAAGAAGAAAUUGAAC